AUGUCAGGGACAACACAUGUGGAAUCGGAGGGAGUCUCCAAAGUUCAAGUAAAACGACAGAUCAAGACAAUCGUGGAGGAUUUAGAAAACAUCUUGGGGGACUUGAAGGAGGUGGCAAAAGAACUCAAAGAGGUUGUCCAUGAAAUCGAUUCUCUAACAUCAGACCUCCAGCUGGAGGAGGAGAUGGCAGACAGCUCUAAGACUGACACCCUGAAUAGUAGCUCCAGCAGUACCACAACCACCACCACAGCCUCCAGCAUAGACAAAAUCAAGGUCUACCCCGAGGACGCCUCAAUCAGACCUCCAGCCAUCAACCCUGGCUUGCUCACAGUCCUGAAAAGACCCCAUCUUCCUCUUCCUCCUCCUCUUCGCCUGAUGUCAUCCAGAUCUGAGGACCACAGUAAAGGUCUGUCCUCAGGGAGCCUAACCAAGGCUAACGGGACAUUCAUGCGCAACGGCGGCUUUCCCACGAAGCCCAUAAAUGUGCCCGGCAGAGACUUGGCUCGUGGGCCUAAAAGCAUGAUGGAGAAGUUGCCACCACCAAUGUCACUCCUGAGGCACGAGAAGAACCGGUGUCCUCAAGUGACACGAGAGCGCGUGAGAUUUAGUGAGACGGUGCAGUAUCACGGCUACUGCCCGGACUGCGACCUGCAGUAUGAUAUGAGCAACACGGAUGUGCACUUACACGCUGAAUUAAUCAGUGCCAAGCUGAGCCCUGUUCACCAGUGCUCCUCCUUGUCCCCGACCCACGUGUUGCUGGAAAAUGGCAGCCUGAGUCUCAGCCAAAGCUUUCCCCCAUCCACUCCACCUUGUGUGCCUCAUCAUCUGACUCAAAAACCACAGAAAACCAUCCUACGCAAGUCCACCACGACAACUGUUUGAGAUAUAAAUCACUGCUAAAGUGACAUUUUAUAAUCUUUAUAUAUUUUUUAUUUAAUGUCAUGAGCACUUUCUACUCCGGUAAAAAUGGAUUAUCUGAAGAUUGAUAAAAAAGAUAGGGCAAGGAAAGAGGAUCAGGGAGAUGUCUGGCUUUUUUCCCUGGAAAUCGAAGUAGAAUGAGUGAAUGGUUCGUUUGCAUGGCAGGAGAGACUUCAUUUAGAGAUAACCUAUGGAUCACCUCAGUCGCAUGAUG
Messenger RNA from Electrophorus electricus (electric eel), 1132 nucleotides. The record is from RefSeq and is a predicted model, not a curated record. Lineage: Eukaryota; Metazoa; Chordata; Actinopteri; Gymnotiformes; Gymnotidae.